Molecule: messenger RNA, 670 nt
Organism: Rhodofomes roseus
Lineage: Eukaryota; Fungi; Basidiomycota; Agaricomycetes; Polyporales; Fomitopsidaceae
Exons: 2
Coding region: 171-578 (135 amino acids)
Source: RefSeq, a predicted model, not a curated record
CGACGCCCACAUAUCCAGGUGAGCGGUUCGCAAUUGCAAACGUCUCCGUGCACUAGCAGACCACCCAAACAAUCUCGCAAGGAUAUCUUGCUCGAGUCCGAGACGCUCUGACUGUACGCCUUAGACGCCGGCCGGGGCCAGAGUGUAACAAGUCAUUCUGGGACCCUCUUAUGCUAGCGUGGCUUCCCCGCAGCGUCUUCUUCGACUUCUGUCUUAGCUUCUGCAGAGGAGAUCGAGCGCGGCAGCCCAGCAGCACUUUCUUGGCCCAUCCGUCACCAGGCAUCUUUCCAAAUAUGGUGCCGACAGGUAGCCUCGCAAUACGAAAACAAUUUGGGGUGGCAUUGCAUCCGUUACCUGCGCAAGAAGUCUUCCACCGAUCGGGGGACACUCGAGUCGCAGGUCAAGCGGCUGGAGACUUGGGGGUGCUCACUCAGGUUCCAUCAUCACUCGUCCCCUUAACUUCCUCCGCGGUCAUCCAUGGGCUGAAAUUCACCGGAACGCCAACGCGUACCUGUCGGGUGUGUGAAAACGAUGGCGCUCGUCUGCUUAGGCUAGCUCGUCGAAGCUCGCGAGCAUAGGCAAUUGGGGCCGGGCGCGGUCCCGCUCUGCGGGAGGAAGUUAGGAUGCCUUGGGUCCGUCAAUCCUCACAUGGCAUGGAACAAGACUCCUG